Molecule: messenger RNA, 4133 nt
Organism: Cheilinus undulatus (humphead wrasse)
Lineage: Eukaryota; Metazoa; Chordata; Actinopteri; Labriformes; Labridae
Gene: smcr8b
Product: Smith-Magenis syndrome chromosome region, candidate 8b
Exons: 6
Coding region: 685-3447 (920 amino acids)
Cellular component (GO): guanyl-nucleotide exchange factor complex
Molecular function (GO): GTPase activator activity
Source: RefSeq, a predicted model, not a curated record
CCAACGAAGAAGAAGGUUUUCCAUGGAGCGCGGCUCUCCUAAGUGAAGUUAACGGACCCUACGCGUUCCUCGGUGGGUCAGCUGUCACAUGGCUAAAUAUGGGUGUUGACGGUCCAGGUUACCGGUCCAAAACGUGACACCGAGGCUCAGGUUUUGGGCUCAAGUAUGGCUCGACUGUAACGGAAAAAGAGGAACACAAAUCCCGGGACAAAGGUUAGCGUGCCGUGUGACUCUCUGGCGCUUGCGGGGAACUUUCACUUCUCCGUUAAGUUUAUGUUCUGUGAAACUCCGCUUGUUUACGCUUCUGUUGGUGUUAAAACGACGCUGUUUGUAAAGUUCCUGGGCUUUUAAUACGGUAAAGUUCUUAUGUUGUCGCUUUGUGAAUGUAGAAACUGUAUCAUACGUUUUCUAACAUUUCAGUUGUCGUAGUAGCGGCUGUUUGAACAGCUGACUCACCGACGUAUAAGGCCGGUGUUUCCCUUAAAUGAGCGGCCCUGUUAACUGGUGCCUUUCAGCAGAAUGUGUCGUUUGGUGUCGUAGAUAAAGCAAACGCAUCCUGUAACUACGGCAACCACAGAAGCAGUCCGUUCAGAGUCACCAGUUAAAAGGGUAACUAGUUAAAUCGUCACACCUCACUGCUCCUGGACAUAGCGAUGUUGUGAUCAGACCCCUUACGGCCUCAGGAUGUUCGCUUCUCCGGACCUGCUGGCCUUCACCAGCACUGAGGGGUUCGGGGAAGGAGAGGAGGACCAGGAGGCCCAGAGUCUACCUGAGGAGCUGUCUGUCCCCCUUUUACCUCUGUCAAACCCCUGGAGCACCACUGCCCAGUUUCACAGGGACUUCAUACUGGUGGCUGAAUUCUCUGAACAGGUGGGACCGAAACCUGUGCUGACAAUACCAGAUGACCCCAGAGCCAUCGGAUCUUUCGACCUCAACCACUUCUCUGUUCGAAUCAUGUCAGUGGACUACCAGGCGUCCGGCCCCGGCCAUGCCCCGCCUGCAUCCCCUGGCCCUCGUCUCAAUUUCAGUGAGGACUCUAAAGUGGUUCUCGGAGAUUCUGCAGAGAGCGCGUUUGCCUAUGUUCACCACAUGACCCUGUACGACUUGGAGGCCCGGGGAAUGGUGCGUCCUUUCUGCAUGGCCUACGUGUGCUCAGACCAGGGGAAGCUGAUGGAGAACUACGCUGAGCUGUCAACAUGCUUCUCCCAGGCCGCUGACAGCCUCAAGACGGGAAACAGACAAGCAUUUUCUAUGGAGCUGCAGAGGAAGUUACAAGAACUAGAGUACACACGACUGACUCUGCUCCAGGACCCAGAUCGUUUGAAAGGGGUAAACGGAUUCUCAGAGGAGGAGACGGAGGGUGAUCUUGGAGCUGUGGAGCGUAUGAUCUCAAACCACAGAGACCUCCUCCGCCAGGUCACCUCCUACCCAAACAGAAAGCUGAAACAGCCCGACUUUCUACCUUACGACCCGGCCGACUCCCUCACUGAUAUUUCUGCUUUGAUGCCUCUUGAGCCCUGUCCCUCCUUCUCUUUUCUUACCUCCACCUCCUGCAGGUCCGAGCGUCAACUCAAGUCUCUGCAUGAGCUCUGUAACUCCUACUUCUUGUCAUUGAUGAAGGAGCAGCUUGCUGACACAGAGCGCCGUCUGCGUGGCGACAGAGGUGCACUGCGAACUGCUCGCCUCACGCGCUCACUAUCCAGGAGGCUCGAGCUUGUCAACUUCCUGUUUGAGCUGUGGAGUCCAGAGGACCGAGAGGAAGAGGAGAGAGAUAUCGCUGAAGCCGAGCUGCAGAGGGACAUGGGGACGAAGUGCAGCAUGGAGGAGCCGAUGAGCCUGGAGUCAUUCUCGUCCUGUGUGGAGGAGAUACCCAUCAAGAUGGAGGCAGGAGAGGCCAGGACAGUGACCCCAGACAACAAUGUUGCCACAGAGAUAACAGGGAGCAUGAGCAGUGGGGACAGCAUUGAAGUGCUCGGGACUGAGAAGUCUUAUCGGACGCAGCAUUUAGUCGCUGUUUCUGACAGCAGAGACACACCAGUUGGGAUGGCGGACACCUCUUUCAGACGUCCCCCAGUAGAUGUAGGAGUCAGGCGUGUGCGAGCGUACGCCAGACGAGCUAACAGUGAGGACAGCAUUGAGGUGCUGAGCACCACAGAGUCCAUCUUUCCUGAAGACCUUACUGCCAUCACAGAGGAAGAAGUAGAGCACCAACCUCUGAGUAACGGCUUUGAGAGCAAAGAGGAGAGACAGACUGAGUCUAAAGCUGGCUAUGGCGUCAACAUGGAAAGCAAACUUAAUGCAACUACUUCAGUGAGUGAGGAGGAAAACGAGGAGCUGGUUCAUGAGGAAAAGACUGAAGUUGUUGGAAAAGAGUCCUUAAAGAAAAGUGAUACCAGCAGUGAGGUUCUGAUUAAAGAGAAGAAAGUUACAGAGAGUUUAAAAAGUGAUCGCAUCAGUGAAAACAAAAGUUCUGAGAAGACAUCCAAACAUCUGCAAGCUGAAGAAGCAAUGGAGUCAGCGUCUCUGUGGCCUGAAGGUCAUCAGAAGCUAAAGUCAGUGCCUAACCUCCACGUAUACUUCUCUCCUCCUGUUGCCAUGGGAGAGGUUGAGAUCUGGACCCGUCCCGGCCUUCCUCUCAGGCUGCUGAGCAUCGAGGAGGCGUCUGACUGCACCAGCUUCACUGGCUCCUCCGAUCCGCCCUCUCCCACACAAAACAUCUAUAGCAGCAUCCAGUCACAUAAGAGAAGGAGAAGAAAGGCUGGACUCAGAGCUCUCAGGUUCCUUAAACAUAACUCAUACUCCCAGCAUGCCUUGUUCUGUCUCCUGAGCGGCCGGCCGCUGGUUGUUAUUGGAGGAGAUGAGAAUUUGGUUAGAAAAAUGGUGGACGCUCUGAGUCUUUUUCUGCCUGCUCCGGGUCCAGAGAGAAACGCUGUUAUGCCAUGUUUGACCGCGCCGCUGCAGCUGACUGACCUGCUCACCUGGAGACUGAUAGGAAUACACAGAUCCCCCUCCUUCUCAUCAUCCACCAUCCUCCCCUCUCUGGCUCGCUACAGUCGUUAUCUAGCUCUGUUGGACCUGGACCAGAGGACGCUGCACAGUCCGUCAUACUCUGGCUCACUCAUCGGCAGACUGGCAGACCCUCACACUGGAAUCAGCCGGGGCAUCACCUACCUGCUGCACCUGGAGAGCUGCCUGACCGCACUGACCAACCAGGCUCUACUGUACACGUUUAAUCCUGCUCUACAACGUCAAAACUCUGCUGCAGGGAAGGAGGGAAACGAGGAGGACAGCCGGUCAACUAAAGAAUUCUGUAACAGUGAGAGCGAUUUGAGAGUGAUUCAGUUCCUGUCUGACCUCAUCAGUCAGCGCCACGCGGGACGUGGACCGCCAGUUUUAAAGUUCUCCUACAACUCAGUUCACCUGCACAGAAAUACAAAUGCAACAUAAACACUGUAUGAACAAAAAUAAUCGACUAUUUAUAUAAAGAUCUUAUAUUCAGAUGCCUUUAACUAAAUGCACUGAGAUCUCCCUCCAAUGUUGACCGACGGACUCUGACCUGCUAAUGUGAACAUGCUAAGAGUCAUGUAUGUUUUUAUCUGAAGUGUUAAGAGAGCUUGUUUGUUUGUUUUUACUCACUGAUGCUGGGAGGUGUAUUUUUCUACAGUACUGAACUAAAUGCACUUGUGCCUCUUUGGCACUAAAGACUUACUGAUGUCCUCUACAGCAGAAGCACUGGACUUUUUAUGUUAUUUUUAAAAUGAAGAGUUGUUUCUGAAUUAUAUGAGCUCUAUAUAUUUAAGAUAGUUGAGCCUUGUGUCAAUGCUGUAAUUUUAACAGCCAGAACAGCCCUUCUGAGAUUGUUCAUUCACUCUGGUACUGUAACUUUAUUGUGCAGCUUGAUGGUCCAGAUAUAUGUGGACUCACUCACUUUCAUAAAAGUCUAUCCAUCCUGUUGUACUGUGAUUUAACCACAUAAGAUGCUGUUUAAAGUUGGUUUCCUCAAGUUAAUACCAGCAAGAAUCAAGAUGGCUGUCAUGUUAAAACAAAUUACAGUUAUAAGUUUAAUGCUACUAAACACCACCAGAUUAUGAAAAUAUCUUCCCUCUUUGAAAUAAAUUAUUUUAACAAAUUGA